UUUCUUUUCUUUUUUAGUCACAUCAACAGGAAAACACAGUAUGAGAAUCCAGUUCUGGAAGCAAAAAGGAAAAAGCAGCUUGAGCAACAGCCACCAGCACAACCACCAGCACAGCCACCUGAAGAAUGGACUGAAGAGAAUCCCCCGCUUGCCCCUCCUGUUGUUCCAAACCAUGUUCCCACUAGCCAGGAGACAGUUAGAGAUGUUCCAGUACAAGCAGGGAAACCAUUUUUCACCCGGAAUCCAUCUGAACUGAAAGGGAAGUUCAUUCACACCAAACUGAGGAAAAGCAGCAGAGGCUUUGGCUUCACGGUGGUCGGCGGAGACGAACCAGACGAAUUUCUCCAGAUAAAGAGUUUGGUGCUUGACGGGCCUGCAGCACUGGAUGGCAAAAUGGAAACAGGAGAUGUUAUUGUCAGCGUGAAUGACACAUGUGUACUGGGCCAUACCCAUGCCCAAGUGGUCAAAAUCUUCCAGUCAAUUCCUAUUGGUGCCAGUGUGGACCUAGAACUGUGCCGAGGCUAUCCUCUGCCUUUUGACCCAGAUGAUCCCAACACAAGCCUGGUGACAUCUGUGGCCAUUUUGGAUAAAGAACCAAUCAUUGUGAAUGGGCAAGAAAACUACGACUCUCCAGCAAGCCAUGGUAGUAAAACAGGGAAAGUAAAUGGGAUGAAAGAGCAAAGGCCUAGCAGUCCCACUGAGGUUUCUUCCAAUGGAUCCCACGGCUACCCCAACGACACAGUAUCUUUGGCUUCUUCUAUAGCAACGCAACCUGAACUCAUAACUGUACAUAUAAUUAAAGGGCCAAUGGGCUUUGGCUUUACUAUAGCAGACAGUCCUGGGGGUGGGGGACAGAGAGUGAAGCAAAUUGUUGACAGCCCAAGAUGUCGAGGCCUAAAAGAAGGGGAUCUUAUAGUUGAAGUCAACAAGAAGAAUGUGCAGAAUCUAACUCACAACCAAGUUGUGGAUAUGCUGAUUGAAUGUCCUAAAGGAAGUGAGGUGACGCUGCUGGUACAACGAGGAGGAUUGCCAGCCCCAAAGAAGAGUCCAAAGUCGCAACCACUUGAACGGAAAGACAGCCAAAACAGCUCUCAGCACAGCGUCUCCAGCCACCACAGCACACACACGGCUUCACCUGUUCAUAGCACUCAGGUGCUUCCCGACUACCCUGUUCCUGAAACACCAGCUACAGACCAGCCAGACAACGUGGGGCAGAAGAAGCCAGAUCCAUUCAAAAUCUGGGCCCAGUCCAGGAGCAUGUAUGAAAGCCGACUUCCAGAUUAUCAAGAGCAGGAUAUCUUUCUCUGGAGGAAGGAAACUGGUUUUGGAUUUAGGAUUCUUGGUGGAAAUGAGCCUGGGGAACCAAUUUACAUUGGUCAUAUUGUGCCAUUGGGUGCUGCAGACGCUGAUGGCCGCCUGAGAUCUGGAGAUGAAUUAAUCUGCGUGGAUGGUACACCAGUGGUUGGGAAAUCACACCAACUUGUAGUCCAGCUUAUGCAGCAAGCUGCAAAGCAAGGCCACGUCAAUUUAACCAUCAGGCGCAAAGUGGUGUAUACAGUCCCCAAAGCAGAGAAUGAGGUUCCCUCUCCAGCCUCAUCUCAUCACAGCAGCAACCAGCCGGCUUCUUUGACAGAGGAGAAACGCACCCCCCAGGGAAGCCAAAACUCACUCAACACAGUCAGUUCAGGCAGCGGCAGCACCAGUGGAAUUGGUAGUGGUGGAGGUGGCGGCAGUGGCGUGGUCAGCACUGUGGUCCAGCCGUAUGAUGUCGAAAUACGGCGUGGAGAAAAUGAAGGUUUUGGAUUUGUCAUUGUGUCUUCAGUUAGUCGCCCAGAAGCUGGAACAACUUUUGCAGGCAAUGCAUGUGUGGCCAUGCCUCACAAAAUAGGUCGGAUUAUUGAGGGGAGCCCAGCAGACCGGUGCGGGAAGCUGAAAGUUGGGGACCGGAUAUUGGCUGUUAAUGGAUGCUCCAUCACCAACAAAUCACAUUCGGACAUCGUCAAUCUAAUUAAAGAAGCAGGAAACAUGGUUACUCUGCGCAUAAUUCCAGGGGAUGAAUCCUCCAAUGCAACAUUAUUGACCAAUGCAGAAAAAAUUGCUACAAUUACAACUACACAUACUCCUCAACAAAUGCCACAGGAGACCAGAAACAAUGCAAAGACAAAACAGGAAUCCCAGUUUGAUUUCAAAGCACCCACAGCCUCCCAGCCAGAACAAGAUUUUUACACUGUUGAACUUGAAAGAGGAGCUAAAGGGUUUGGCUUCAGUCUGCGAGGUGGCCGAGAAUAUAACAUGGAUCUCUAUGUCUUGCGGUUAGCAGAAGAUGGUCCUGCUGAAAGAUGUGGGAAAAUGAGGAUUGGGGAUGAAAUCCUGGAGAUUAAUGGAGAAACCACAAAGAACAUGAAGCACGCUCGAGCCAUAGAACUAAUUAAAAAUGGUGGCCGCAAAGUUCGCCUGUUUCUCAAACGUGGAGAUGGUUCUGUACCAGAAUAUGACCCCAGCAGUGACAGGAGCAGCCCAGCCACAAGUGCACAAAAAGUAUCGGAAGUGAAAAACAUGCAGUAUGACAGACAACAACACUUAUCAUUGGAGCCCAGUUAUCCACCAGAUCUUCACAAAUCAUCCCAACAUGGAGAGAAGCGGAUAUAUUUUAAGGACCCCAAAAGCAGCAGAGAGUUUGGCAGACAAUCAAAUGAGCAUCACACAUGGAACGGAACUUCUAAAAACAGCAAUAGCAUCCCAACCAGAAAAAAGGACAGGUCACCGGAAAGGAGGCGAGAGCGACAACCAGAGAGAAUGGCCAUCAACGGACAAAAACGGAAACCUCCUGAAAAGAGGAGGGAAGGUACAAGGAGUGCUGAAAAUACUCUGGAGAGAAGAGAAAGGCAUGAAAAGAGAAGAGACUUUUCUCCAGAGAAACGAAGAGAACGAUCACCGACCCACAGACGGGAUAGCUCACCCAGCAGAAGGAGACGGUCGCUCGAAAGGCUAAUGGAUCAGAGGAGAUCGCCAGAUAGAAAGAGGGAGAGCUCACCUCCUGAAAGGAGGGCUAAGUCAACAGAUAGGAGGAGGGAGAGGACCCCAGAACGAAGAAGAGAGAGGUCUCCCGAUAAACGAAAUCGAGACGGCAGAGUCAGUUUCCGGGAGAAGGAGGAAUGCACGCUGAGAUACGACACAAAUAAGAGUAACAGGCACCCAGUGGAACAAAGACGGCGACCCUAUAAAGAGUGCAGCACUGACCUCAGUAUCUAGUGGCUUUUGCAGGCCCACAAUACUCGUGUGGCCUUUCCAGCAUUCAGAAUUCCUAGGAAGGAAGGUAGCAAGCCUCAAAUGCCUCCCACAGCCACCACACAACUAAAAUCUAAUCAUCAGACCAUAUUUACGUGUUUUUGCACAUGGUGUAGGUCAACAUUAAAGUAUUUUUCAGUAUAUUCAUUUCAAAACAUACUUGCCAAAUGUUCAUCCAGAAGGCUGAUGAAAGUUGUGUUCCUUUCUAACUAGUUACCAUAGUGAGCAUAAAUUCAUUGUAUUUUUCUGUGGCUUUGUUGUUCCUUUCUUAGUUUUAGGUGGGCAAGCCACAGUGGUUAAGAUUUUAUGAUCAACCACAUUGUUUCAUUGAUUGAUUCAUUGCAAUGAUGAAUUUAUGAUUUUCUAAAGAAUGGGUUGGAGGAAGAGGGGGUUGAUUGGUAAAACUGAGAACUACUGUGGAGUGAUUUUUUUUUCCCCUUUACAAAUAAAGAACAUAGUACUCAACUUUUAAGAGAACUAUUUGAAGAGACUACUGCUGGGAUGAAGGAUAUUUAUACAGAUCUACACAGCACGAGUAGUUAAGGAAUGUAUAGUGUGUUCCAUGAACAAUAUGUACUUUUGGGUCUCCUUUAAAAGGAAGUAAGGUGGCCAUGGAUUCGUACUCAUGCAUUGCAUCAUGCACAGGACAAACCAUCAUGUUUGUUCAUAAUUGUGACCAUUAAAGGCAGCACUACUGUUGUUCAACCGGUAGGACUAUGCAGAUGAAACUGGAACCUGAAUGGUAUCACGUGUUUGCCUUGAAGGGAAAUUGACAUUAAUUUGAUUCCUUUUUCAAGAAGCAUUUUGAGGAACAAAUCCUUCUUUUAUAGGCUGAGUUUAAAUGCUUUCAGGUCAGUCUAAGCAUUUAAGUACUCUUGUUGCCAAAUGGACCUGUCUCUCUGGGCUUCUGUUUUUUAAUUAUUAUUAUUAUUAUUUUAACUUUUUUCCUUUCUACUUUCUGGUUACCCUUACUUGAGACAAAAAGUACAUUUGCGAAUUGUCAUACAAACAAAAAGAUAAAAAUUUGGUAUGGAGUUCUUGAGAGAAAGCUGUGGUUUGUGCUCUACUUCAGACUGUAAGGAAUGGAACAAACCUAUGCAAGGUUUUAUUCUGUGGGGUAUUUUCAUGCAAGUUUGUGCGGUAAGUAUACUGUAGUGCCGAUAGGACAAUUAAUGGAUUACUGCCUAGCUGAGCCAAAAAUUUGCCGUUACUGUUGGACCACUCGAAAUUUUUAACUGCUGCUUUUUAUUUUACAGUGCAUUGAUGUGUACCUGUAUCCUGUGUCACUGUUUUUCAUAUACCCGUGCACAAACACAUAUACACAAAGAAAAAGGAUUACAAGUCUAUCACUGUUAUCGCCCUGGUACUGUAAAGAAAAAGGAAAGACAAAGAUAGCUUGUCGUUAUGUGUACAGAGUUUAAAUUGUAAUUAGCAGAGCCUGUUGAAAGCAAACAAAAAGAAACUGUUGACUUCUUUGUUUGUAUAAAAGAGACUUUAUGACAAAAUUUAGCUGUGAGGAAUGUGCUACAUGUUUAUAUUUCUGGAAAAAAUGGAACAAAUUGAUUCAUGGGGAUAUAUUUUAAUGUAAACUGAAUCAGGUAUGUAAAGCUGUUUUAACAGAAGACAAUAUAAGUAACUUGGAAGAUUUUGUUGAUUGGAAGAUCAUAUCAUGUCCUCCGAUGGGGUGGGAAGUGCCUCUUGGAGGCAUUUGGGUGCGGUUUGUGUUCUUCAGUCAUCAUUACUUGCCAUGUGCUCUGGUCAUAGUGCUGUUUUUCUGUGUUGAUGAGAAGCGUAUGUGGGCCAAUCUUUUUUAUAAAAACCCUAUGCAUAUAUAAAUACUACAUUGUUCAUAGCUUUAUUUGAAAGAUUGGGUUUAUACAUGAUGAUAGUCUAAGUAGAUGUGGACUUUACUCAAUAUAAGAUUCUUUCCUAGGGACAAAAUACAAUGUAUAUGAUGUAGCUACAAUGAAGGAAAGAGUCUCUGAAUGCUAUUUUUAUUAUCAAAUAAAGAUUUCCAUACAAA
Molecule: messenger RNA, 5311 nt
Organism: Python bivittatus (Burmese python)
Lineage: Eukaryota; Metazoa; Chordata; Lepidosauria; Squamata; Pythonidae
Source: RefSeq, a predicted model, not a curated record